AAAGCAAGGGUGGUUAAAUCAUCAUCAACUUGUUUCAUUAUUAUUCUUGGUCUUCUUGGUGAAGCCGGAUAAUAAGACUUUGAUGCAUCUCACAUAGGAAGGGGAGAGAAAGAGUUGAGAUCUGCUGCCGACCCAAACUCCCUCCGCUGUCGUCCAGUCAGUUUGCCAACAGAGUUGAGAAGGAUUUGAGCUGUCAAGAUCAAAACGAACAUCUCAAAUUCAUCUCAAAAAGUAAGAUUAGUAAGAAUUAGAUGGGAACUGGAAUGGUGGACGUGUUUUUGUUGUAACUAAAGUUAAACUCGUAUAUUUAUUGUGAAACAACUCGAAAUGUUUCAACUCAAGAACGGCUUCAUUGCCUUCCUCGUCGUAAUUCUUCCACUUUUAGCAUUAAAAACUACAGCUGAUGCAAACGACUCUCCGGAAGAUAUUGAUAAAAACCAUUUCCAUGUAUUGACUGUUGCAACGAAAUGGACAGAAUCGCUUGUUCGAUACUUGAGGAGUGCAAAAGUCAAUGGUCUGACCGUGGAAAUACUAGGCCUCGGAGACCAAUGGGAAGGAGGUGAAGUCCGAGUGGGGCCUGGAGGCGGUCAAAAAGUCAACUUAGUUAAGACUGCCUUAGAAAAGAUGAAAGAUCUUCCAGAUUUCGACAAAAAAGUCGUAAUGUUCACGGACAGCUAUGACAUUCUACUUCUCGGGAAUACUGCACAAAUUUUUAAGCAAUUCAAAAUGUCAAAUUCAAAAGUUUUAUUCGGUGCGGAGUCCUUUUGUUGGCCAGAUGAGAAAUUGUCCAACGAUUAUCCAGAGGUCUUGAGGGGAAAGCGGUAUCUUAAUUCUGGAGGUUACAUUGGGUACGCAUCCACGCUGUAUGAAUUGUUACGCAGCAAAGAGAUUGCGAAUGCGGAUGAUGAUCAAUUAUUUUUUACGAAAUUGUUCUUGGACGAGGAAUUGAGAUCUAAGCAUAAAAUCAAAUUGGACUCGAAAUCUUCAAUUUUUCAAAAUCUUAAUGGCGCAACUGGGGAGCUUGAAAUGCGAUUUGUUGAAGGAAGUCCCGUUCUUUUCAAUACGCAGUACAACACAUACCCGUUGGUCUUGCAUGGCAAUGGACCCACUAAAACAGUUCUCAACUCUUAUGGGAAUUAUUUACCGACAAACUGGAACGAAGAGAGUGGUUGUGCAAGUUGUUGGGAUGAGAUGACUACUCUUGCUGAUAUUAAGGAAGAUGACUUGAAACCCGUGUUAAUUGGAGUAUUUAUUGAGAGACCAACACCGUUCUUGGAGGAAUUUUUGCACAAAAUCACCUUGUUGGAUUACCCAAAGAAGAAAGUUCACUUUUUCCUUCACAAUAAUGUUGAGUAUCAUUCAAAACUCGUCAAUGAGUUUAUCGCCAACUACACAAAAACGUAUGCUAGCUUCAAGAAAAUUAUCCCUGAAGAUAAAACCAAAGAGUGGCAUGCAAGGAAUUUGGCUGUGGAAGAAGCUGUGAAGAAAGAUUGCGGGUACUUUCUCAGCGUUGAUGGAGAAGCUCAUCUGGACAAUCCAUUCACACUGAAAUUACUUAUUGAGCAGAACCGAGGAGUUGUCGCUCCAAUGCUCGUCCGUCCAUACAAGGCUUGGUCCAACUUCUGGGGUGCCCUAACCUCGGAAGGAUUUUAUGCUCGAUCAAAUGACUACAUGGACAUUGUGAAAGGUGAUCGAAGGGGAUUAUGGAAUGUGCCAUUUCUUAGCGGUGCUUAUUUGGUCAACGGAAGUAUUCUGAACGAUCCGAAAUUGCGGCCAAACUAUAUCAACAACCUUCUUGAUGCCGACAUGGCAUUCUGCUUGAAUAACCGAAAUAAUGACGUCUUCAUGUACGUGUCAAACAGAGUGGAUUGGGGACAUUUGGUCAACUCAGACAACUUUGAAACGACCCAUCUGUAUAACGAAUUGUAUCAAAUAUUCGACAACAGGUGGGACUGGGAGCUGAGGUAUUUGCAUCCUAAUUGGUCCAAAGCUUUGGAUCCUAACCGGACUGUCGAGGCUAUGAUGAAAGACCCUGAAACAAUGCCAUGUCCAGAUGUUUUCUGGUUCCCAAUAGUCACACCCAGAUAUUGUGUAGAACUCAUUGGGGAAAUGGAAAACUUUGGCCAGUGGUCCGACGGAUCGAAUUAUGAUACACGACUUGACGGAGGGUAUGAGAAUGUCCCUACGGUUGAUAUACACACUAACCAAGUGGGUAUGGAGGCACAAUGGUUGGAGUUUCUGCGUUUAUAUGUAGAACCACUGCAAUCCAAAGUCUUCACGGGUUAUCACCAUUACCCACCCUAUGCCUCCAUGAACUUUAUUGUUCGGUACAAGCCGGAUGAACAGCGUGAGCUCAAACCACAUCAUGAUACGUCCACUUACACAAUAAACAUUGCCUUGAAUACGCCCCAUGUUGACUAUGAGGGUGGUGGAUGUCGCUUUACAAGGUACAAUUGUUCCGUAGUGGACACAAAAUUAGGACAUGUGCUGAUGCAUCCUGGAAAGUUGACGCAUCAACAUGAAGGACUUCGGAUUCUGAAAGGGACGCGAUACAUAAUGAUUUCAUUCGUGGAUCCCUAGUCUGUGUGUAUCCGAUAAUCCGACGACUACUUUCAACGUCCUCCUCACUUAUUUACUACUCGUAUAUUACGCUCUCUACAAUCAAUUAAUCACGACGGCUUCAAAUCAGCGGACGAAAAUAUUGACUCAAUAAGCGGCCUCCUCAUAUCUCUCUCAUAAAUGAAUCUCUUACUUACACAAAUAAAGAUACAAGAAAACUGGUUUGUUACUUAAAUAUGCGUGUAUUUAUGAAGGAGAAUAAUUGUUUGUUGGUUAUUGUGGAAUAAUUUGCUUCAUUUUGAUUAUGACAUAAAUAUGCAAAGAGAAAUAAAAGCAAUGACAAAUAA
Molecule: messenger RNA, 2906 nt
Organism: Folsomia candida
Lineage: Eukaryota; Metazoa; Arthropoda; Collembola; Entomobryomorpha; Isotomidae
Gene: Plod
Product: procollagen-lysine,2-oxoglutarate 5-dioxygenase 1
Exons: 22
Coding region: 328-2580 (750 amino acids)
Biological process (GO): peptidyl-lysine hydroxylation
Cellular component (GO): endoplasmic reticulum
Molecular function (GO): iron ion binding; procollagen-lysine 5-dioxygenase activity; L-ascorbic acid binding
Source: RefSeq, a predicted model, not a curated record